ACAGACACCUUCUCAGACAAACUCAAACAAGGGACAUUUUAUUUUUACGACUAUAGAAACCCACAAGAAACAAGUGUGGGAGGAAAAGAUUUUAGAUCACGUGGCCACCACGUCAUUCUCAGAAUAUGCUGGCUGGGUGUAGCCAAUAAAAAUACAACAACCUCUCCACUGAAACCUAAUGACUUGCUCUGCUCGCCUAUAUCCACGCAACAUGCAUCAAUCUCAGAGAAUGAGACUUUAGAUCGCCUUGGCAGACUGAGUUACUGAAAAUAAAACAGAAGACGCCAGCCGAAAGUGAAAAUGGCAAAUCAAACAGACUUUCUGCCCCAGACUGAGAUGAGCACCGACAUGCAACCCUUCAACACCACCUCAACAUCCAGCCCCUUCAACACCUCAGACUUCUUUGCCAAAAUCGCAGCCAAUGACCUGACAUCCAGGGCCAACUACGUAUAUGCGCUCUGUGCCGUGCUGGGCUUGGCCUCGGCGUGCAUUCUACUCUACGCCUUAAUUCGGUCCUACAGAGCCCAGAGGUACCUGGCCUGGCUGGACUCCCUGCUCUGGGCCUUUUCCAGCUCCCAGCUCCUUCUCUUGCUCCUCUCCCUCUCUUCCGUAGCACACCGGCCCAGCUACCUGGUGACCACACACAUCGGCUGUGCUGCGCUCGCCUUCACCGUCAACAUGGCAUCCCUCUGCGGGCUGUUGCUCCUGGUGUUCAUGGGAUACGCCCUGACCUUCGACACCCCAACUCACACCCUGCUGAAGAGGCCUGGGGUCUGUGUGGCUCUGGUGCUUCUGGUUUCUAUCCUGUGCUCCUUGGUGCUGGCCAGACUCAGAGGCCCCUCCAAGGAAUUGCAUUUGGAGGGCAUAUGUAUUAUAGACCCAACUGAGGCAGGAAGGUCUUAUGCCAUGGCGAAGCUUUGUCUGGGGUGCCUAAUUCCCUACCUCCUCCUUCUGGGACUCCUGACAGGCGGCUGCGUCCGCCAAUGGAAAUCCAGCAGCCGGUUCCUCUCCGGAUCAGAGGAAGGUCCGGUGUUCCUGGCAGUGGCUGUGGUGAUAUUUGUAUGUCAGCUAUUCCAUGGCAUUGUGCUGGUAAGGGGGGCAGGGAUGCAGCAGGCUGGUGAUCUCAGCUAUCACGAGAGGGCGUUCAUGCACGUGUCCGAGUUUGUGAUGUUCUCUGGGAGUUGUGUGUGUCUAGUGUUAGUGCUCCUGCUGCAUAGACCGUGCAGGGAAAGCCUUCUGGAGGUGACCAGGCAACUCCGCGACUGCUGCCGGGGCCUGGGGGGCCGACAGACCCACAGACACAUCAUGGAACCCCAUAUUGAGAUUGCUGACACUCAGGACUAUAACCCUUAGGUCAAUAACCAUCCCAGACAUUCAGGAAUAUUAUGCCUUUUUUAAGACCGCCAAAUCUAUCCUUAUAAACGUUGAUUCAUAUAUAUAUAUACACACACAGUGCCUUGCGAAAGUAUUCGGCCCCCUUGAACUUUGCGACCUUUUGCCACAUUUCAGGCUUCAAACAUAAAGAUAUAAAACUGUAUUUUUUUGUGAAGAAUCAACAACAAGUGGGACACAAUCAUGAAGUGGAACGACAUUUAUUGGAUAUUUCAAACUUUUUUAACAAAUCAAAAACUGAAAAAUUGGGCGUGUAAAAUUAUUCAGCCCCUUUACUUUCAGUGCAGCAAACUCUCCAGAAGUUCAGUGAGGAUCUCUGAAUGAUCCAAUGUUGACCAAAAUGACUAAUGAUGAUAAAUACAAUCCACCUGUGUGUAAUCAAGUCUCUGUAUAAAUGCACCUCCACUGUGAUAGUCUCAGAGGUCCAUUAAAAGCGCAGAGAGCAUCAUGAAGAACAAGGAACACACCAGGCAGGUCCGAGAUACUGUUGUGAAGAAGUUUAAAGCCAGAUUUGGAUACAAAAAGAUUUCCCAAGCUUUAAACAUCCCAAGGAGCACUGUGCAAGCGAUAAUAUUGAAAUGGAAGGAGUAUCAGACCACUGCAAAUCUACCAAGACCUGGCCGUCCCUCUAAACUUUCAGCUCAUACAAGGAGAAGAAUGAUCAGAGAUGCAGCCAAGAGGCCCAUGAUCACUCUGGAUGAACUGCAGAGAUCUACAGCUGAGGUGGGAGACUCUGUCCAUAGGACAACAAUCAGUCGUAUAUUGCACAAAUCUGGCCUUUAUGGAAGAGUGGCAAGAAGAAAGCCAUUUCUUAAAGAUAUCCAUAAAAAGUGUUGUUUAAAGUUUGCCACAAGCCACCUGGGAGACACAAGAAGGUGCUCUGGUCAGAUGAAACCAAAAUUGAACUUUUUGGCAACAAUGCAAAAUGUUAUGUUUGGCGUAAAAGCAACAAAGCUCAUCACCCUGAACACGCCAUCCCCACUGUCAAACAUAGUGGUGGCAGCAUCAUGGUUUGGGCCUGCUUUUCUUCAGCAGGGACAGGGAAGAUGGUUAAAAUUGAUGGGAAGAUGGAUGGAGCCAAAUACAGGACCAUUCUGGAAGAAAACCUGAUGGAGUCUGCAAAAGACCUGAGACUGGGACGGAGAUUUGUCUUGCAACAAGACAAUGAUCCAAAACAUAAAGCAAAAUCUACAAUGGAAUGGUUCAAAAAUAAACAUAUCCAGGUGUUGGAAUGGCCAAGUCAAAGUCCAGACCUGAAUCCAAUCGAGAAUCUGUGGAAAGAACUGAAAACUGCUGUUCACAAAUGCUCUCCAUCCAACCUCACUGAGCUCGAGCUGUUUUGCAAGGAGGAAUAGGAAAAAAUGUCAGUCUCUCGAUGUGCAAAACUGAUAGAGACAUACCCCAAGCGACUUACAGCUGUAAUCGCAGCAAAAGGUGGCGCUACAAAGUAUUAACUUAAGGGGGCUGAAUAAUUUUGCACACCCAAUUUUUCAGUUUUUGAUUUGUUAAAAAAGUUUGAAAUAUCCAAUAAAUGUCGUUCCACUUCAUGAUUGUGUCCCACUUGUUGUUGAUUCUUCACCAAAAAAAAUACAGUUUUAUAUCUUUAUGUUUGAAGCCUGAAAUGUGGCAAAAGGUCGCAAAGUUCAAGGGGGCCGAAUACUUUCGCAAGGCACUGUGUGUAUAUAUAUAUAUAUAUAUAUAUAUAUAUUAGAAGCUGACAGCAGAUAAGUUAAAAGCAAGGAUACAUUCUGAAAGUUUAGUUACUGAUCGUUUACAUUUAAUUUUGGCUUGAAUUUGAAGACCGUAAAUAGUGUUACUCAGACAGUUUUGUUUUCCAAUGUACUUUUUGUAACUUUUUCAAUGUAAUGAUUAAUCUUAUUUCAUGUAUGAUCAGCGUACUGUUACUUCACCAACCAACUGACUUGUUUAUGAAAACCUUUUUUUUGGCAAAUCGAACGAUGUCUGUACAAUUCAUUGGUGACUUUUGCAAUAUGAUGAUAGUGAAAUUUCAAACGAAGAAGAGUAAAACGAAGUUGUGCAAUGACAAAUAAACCACGAACAAUCAUUGGAAA
Messenger RNA from Oncorhynchus keta (chum salmon), 3464 nucleotides. RefSeq lists its product as uncharacterized. The transcript has 2 exons. The coding region runs from base 301 to 1353 and encodes 350 amino acids. The record is from RefSeq and is a predicted model, not a curated record. NCBI's taxonomy places the organism in Eukaryota, Metazoa, Chordata, Actinopteri, Salmoniformes, Salmonidae.